This is a messenger RNA of Stylophora pistillata, 855 nucleotides long. RefSeq lists its product as uncharacterized. NCBI's taxonomy places the organism in Eukaryota, Metazoa, Cnidaria, Anthozoa, Scleractinia, Pocilloporidae. The record is from RefSeq and is a predicted model, not a curated record. Gene Ontology annotation, molecular function: uracil DNA N-glycosylase activity. Gene Ontology annotation, cellular component: nucleus; mitochondrion. Gene Ontology annotation, biological process: base-excision repair, AP site formation via deaminated base removal; base-excision repair.
AUGGAAAAUGCAACAAGGACCAAUGUAAGCAGCUUCGAGAAGCGUGCUGGUUCUUCUUCUCGCCCCUUUAAUUGUGGACAAGCCUCAUACAGCACAGUGACCCUGUAUGACUAUGUCUACACACAUAAUUGUUUUCCAAGAGGUUGGGAAUCAUUUUUGCUAAAUGCAGAAGUGAACGGAGCUAUACGCAGAAUUUCAGAGGGUCUUACGAGGGAUUUACGCCGUGCCAACGUAGCUAUAGAGCCCCCAAUGACCAGCAUUUUUAACGCCUUCAGCGUCGGCUACCAAGACAUAAGAGUUAUCAUUUUAGGUCAGGAUCCAACACCCCAGGAAAAUCAAGCAACAGGCUUUGCCUUUAGCCUGAAGCCAGGUGUGGAGCCUGUUGAAGUUCCUAGUGUCCUCAACAUGCUCGUGGAGCUGAAGUGGGAGGGAAUCGGUGUUGAUCUGUCAAACGGGGACUUAACACCUUGGAUUAGUCAAGGAGUCUUUCUUCUUAAUUCAGCAUUAACUGUCCUAAGAGGAACUGCAGGGUCACAUCAAGGAUUAUGGAGGGAGUUCACAACAUUGGUGAUACAGUACAUCAAUCUUAAGGCAUCAUCGUCUGCAUGGCUUCUUUGGGGAAAGGAAGCUGUCAGGCUUGCAGCCGGCCAUAUUGACAGAACCAAUCAUUUCAUCAAGGCUGGUGGACACCCAAGCCCAGUGUCGUGCAAGGAUUUCUUUGGAAGAAAUUAUUUUAUUUGUGCAAAUCAAUUCCUGAGUGCGAGAAAUCGUCCUGUGGUCGAUUGGCGGCUACCUACCAAUCCGAGAUCGAGGGCGACGAUUCACGUGAAUUGCGAAUUUUCUGGAUUGGACUAA